Molecule: messenger RNA, 2813 nt
Organism: Bolinopsis microptera
Lineage: Eukaryota; Metazoa; Ctenophora; Tentaculata; Lobata; Bolinopsidae
Product: ephrin type-A receptor 4-like
Exons: 17
Coding region: 265-2553 (762 amino acids)
Biological process (GO): cell surface receptor protein tyrosine kinase signaling pathway; positive regulation of kinase activity; multicellular organism development
Cellular component (GO): plasma membrane; signaling receptor complex
Molecular function (GO): transmembrane receptor protein tyrosine kinase activity; ATP binding
Source: RefSeq, a predicted model, not a curated record
AACUUCAGCCCCUUCGCUUUAGCUCAAUGUUAUGACCACAUUUGAGGGACACCUGUUAAAAGAUGGUGGUUGGAGAAAAGGCUGGAGGAAAAGAUACUUCAAGUUGACGAAAAUUUAUUUCCAAUAUUAUGAAAACGAAUUCAGCACCUCACCUAAGGGGGCUGCAGUCGAGGAACCAUUCAAAAUGUUGAGCUGGUAGAUUUAAAAACAUUCACAUUUAAAGUAGCAUUGAAAUCAGAAGCAUGGGAUCUCCAAGCAGCAUCUAUGCAAGAGUUGAUACAAUGGAUGGAGGCGAUAAAGCCCAAAAGUGCAGCAUCGGUUAUUCAGUCUCAGCAAGUGAACACGGCAACACAACAAAACAUCAGUGCAUCUUUACUUCAUGCUCAAUCAGUAACAACAAUAGUACCUGAGAACAGUGAGCAUGCAUACCAACCAUUACCCCAUUCCUUCACCCAUAACCCCAGACUCUCCAUGGGUUCAGAUGGAAGAUCAUCCCCCUCCUCACCCAGAGUCAGGACGACGAGCAAUUCAUCAGCUAGAAGUCAGUCACCUUUACGGAGUUCAUCACCUGGAGGUCGAGUAAACCCUCCCCAAGUUAAACCAGAGACUCAUCCUGCACGAACAAGUCUCCAUGAAACAGACGCCCCACAAAAACAUGCAGUGUCCGCGCGACAGAGCCUUCCUGGGACAUUCACCCCUUCUCUCCCCCUCUAUACCUUAUCUCAACGUAGGAAGAGCUGUGACAUUCCCCUUACAGAGAUUGAGUAUCAGGAUCCCGUAGAAGCAUUGCCCGACUCACCACAACAAGACACCUCGCUCAACACUGACAGAGUGGGCCAGGACACUCCCCCCAACACUUCUCUACCUCUCGACUUGGACUUUAGUGACGACGAAUUCCUGGACUUUGGGGACGACGGGACGUACAUGAAUGAUCCACAAGACACGCUUCACACCCUGAGAAGUGAAAUCAGGACUCUCAGACUAUCAGACGGAAAUACUACAGCGAUGGAAAGAGGAGUGGAUCAGGAGACUCCCCCUAACACUGCGCUACUGGACAGAGUGGGCCAGGAAACUUCCUCUAUUGCUACUGCUGUACCUUCUGUCCUCAUCAUACCAGACACACCAGAUGGAACAUUCAAAGCAGAGUACAUUGCACCCCUUAGUAUACCUUCACAGUACAGUGAAUCACCUGCCAACCCUUCUUUGUACUGUGAGAAACCUGAGUAUCGUAACGAUAGUAACCAAGGUAACCAAAAUGACGAUAGUUACCUUGGUAACGACACCAGUCAAGAUGGUGGAGGAUUUGAUUGCUACUCAUCUCCAGCAGUUACUAGACGUUCUAUCAAAUCUAAAAAUGUGACUGGCAAUGUGAACUACUGUGUUACCGUUCCUACACCUGACUCAGAAGAUGAUUCAGAAGACAAUCUUCCUAACCUUCACAUCAAAUCCACAGCUCCUGCCACCACUGAUCACACGCUACACAGAGAUAACAGCAAUUCCUUUCUCUCUACCGAGUCAUCUCCAGCCAAUCCUAUAACUACACUUAGAAUCCGAGAGUGGGUCAGAAAAAUCACGAUCGUAAAGAAAGCGUUUGUGGAUCCGGAAGAUCAAGAAGUGGGUGCUCUUGACAAGUUUCUGAUAGAGCACGCCACCUGUCUUCCCAAAGAUAACUUUACUCUACUUCAGAAAAUUGGAAAUGGUGCCUUUGGUGAGGUCUGGAAAGCCCGGUGUGAAACUGCUGUUAACGGAGAUGAUGUAGUCGCAGUUAAGUGUCUGAAAGAGGGGGCGACUGAUAAACACAGACAUGAUUUCUAUGGGGAGGCCGCACUCCUCGGACAAUUCCGACACGCCAAUGUUAUAGCUCUUCACGGAGUCAUUUUAAGAGAUACCUCACCGUGGAUAGUAAUAGAGUACGCAGAGAAUGGAGCUCUGAAGGGAUUUGUGAAGAAACACGGAGAAAACCGCCACAGUAACCAACUCCUCAACUACUGUAGGGAUAUUGUUAGAGGGAUGAAGUACCUAUCAGAGAGAGGUUACAUCCACCGAGAUUUGGCUGCCCGCAACGUACUUCUCACUAGAAUGGAAGUUUGUAAGAUUGCUGACUUCGGUUUAUCUAGAAAGUUGGGCGAUGACGAUGAAAUUUAUGUUUCAAAGGGAGGAAUGGUGGCGAUUAAGUGGACUGCUCCGGAGGGAGUGUUGGGAGCAAGCUACUCGAGCGCCAGUGACGUCUGGAGUUGUGCUAUCACCAUGUGGGAGGUUUUCUCGGACGGGGCUAAUCCGUGGUCCGGGCAAUCUAACGAGGACGCCUUUAGGAGAAUCCGGAAGGGUGGCAGACUCGCUAAACCGGAGAAAUGUCCACUAGACAUCUACAAGACCAUGCUCAAGUGCUGGGAAGCUAACCCGCUGGAGAGACCGACCUUCGCUGAGUUGGACAGACUACUGUACGACCCUAGCACGGACAAUGUCGGACAACCUCUGUAUGAGAAUACGGAGGGGUUUGUACAGUACGUGAACUUACAGUAUGAAAAUAUGCAGGAUGUUCAAGGAACAUGAACAUUUCGUAAAUGUGUAAUAAUUGUCGUUCCAAGGUUGGUUUUAUUAAGGUUUACCCGCCUUGUAUUAAUGCAUGAGCUGAAUUAGUUGUUAUAAGCACUAGGUGAUUUAAUAUUUUUCGUCAGACAGAUGCAUUUUAGCUUUUUACGUUAGAAAAUUGUUUUGGAGUACAUUUCAGCAGUUUUUGUUUGUUUGAGCAGUUUCAGGUGUUGAAUGUUUAAUAUUCAUAUUUCACAAUAAAUUUGAUUGUUAAUAAAUAA